Drosophila nasuta is the source of this 8185-nucleotide messenger RNA. It is a transcript of the gene tutl, whose product is annotated as immunoglobulin superfamily member turtle. The transcript has 12 exons. Bases 608 to 5542 code for a protein of 1644 amino acids. Gene Ontology annotation, cellular component: axon; plasma membrane. Lineage: Eukaryota; Metazoa; Arthropoda; Insecta; Diptera; Drosophilidae. Gene Ontology annotation, molecular function: cell-cell adhesion mediator activity. Gene Ontology annotation, biological process: axon guidance; homophilic cell-cell adhesion; dendrite self-avoidance. The record is from RefSeq and is a predicted model, not a curated record.
CCCCCACGUAAAAGUCAACGGCAACGGUUUCAAAGGCAACGCGAAAGAAUCCGUCGGCAUCAGCCAACUCUGACUGCUGACUGCUGAAGUCCUUCAUCAAAACGCAAACAUACAUACGCACAAGCGAAAAUAUAUAUAUGAAAAGAAAGUGUCAUAAAUCAAGCGAUUAUCCUGUAAACAAAGUGUAAAACGCGCUCACAGCAGCAGCUGCAACAACAACAACAACAGCAUAAAAAAAGAAUCAACCCAACAAGGAGUUCGCCUCUCCCAAUAAAACGCCAUUUUUACAACGUUAAAAGCCAAGCCGUAUAACAACAACAACAUCAACAACAAUAACAAAAACAGGAGCAACAUAGUCCUUUUUAUUACUUGAGCAUUUAAUUUUGCUGAGUUGGGACUGGUGUUGGUCAUUUGCUUACACCCAACAACAAUUUGGGCACUGCUCGACUUGGCCCACUUGGCAACUACAAUUCCGUCGGAGCAAGUAAUACAACGAAUAGAUUGGAUUGGCUUUGAAUACAUUGUAUAAUGCUUGCGCCAGUAAGAUGACGCCACUGCAAGUGAGAACGAGAAUACGUUAGGCGGCAUUGACUAUGGGAGCAGAGGCAUGGGCGUGUGUGCGGACCUUGGGUCUUAUCGAUGGUGUCAGGCAUUAAGCCGGUCGCGUUGGUCGUGUGCCACCAACUCAAGCCUACCAACAAGAAGCGAGCAACAGCAGGCACAACAAUCAGACACAAUCAACGAGAGUACUACUACUACUACUACUACUGUGGAGUCAACAAUCGUAAAACCAGCAGCAGCAGCAACAGCAGCAGCAGUAACAACUACAGCAAGUGUUAUACCAACAAUCGCAAUUGCGACAGCAACAACAACGAUCCAGUCCGUGACUCCGACGGCACCCUCGGUAAAAACGGGUGCGGUAACAGUGAACACAACGAAAAGAAGACACCGCCGCCACCAGGACGACGACGACGACGAGGACGUCGACGUCAACGUCAACGACGGCUGCUCUAGACCUAGAACAAAAACCUGCCACGUCAGCAGCGGAUCAAUACAGACCCUCAUCCUCAAAUUUGUACUGAUUUGGCUGCUUGCCUUGUUGGCAAAAAAUGCACAAGCUCACAAUAUACCAGAAGAUGCUGUGCACAUCACAGCCAUCCUGGGCGAGGGUGUCGUCUUCAACUGCCACGUGGAGUUCCCCAACGAUCAUCCAGUGCCAUAUGUCCUGCAGUGGGACAAGAAGGUGAGCGAAACGGGCUCCGAUCUGCCCAUCUACAUUUGGUAUGAGAGCUACCCGGAACACAUUGAAGAGGGCUACAAAGGACGUGUGUCACGUGUAUCGCAGGACUCGCCUUUCGGCUCCGCUUCACUCAACUUGACGAGCAUUAGAGAGUCGGAUCAGGGCUGGUACGAGUGCAAGGUCGUAUUCCUGAACCGUGAUCCCAAGCAACAUAAGAAUGGUACAUGGUUCCACUUAGAUGUACAUGCACCGCCGCGCUUUAGUGUUACACCAGAGGAUAUUAUAUAUGUUAAUUUAGGUGACUCAAUUAUACUCAAUUGCCAUGCCGAUGGCACACCAACGCCAGAGAUUCUUUGGUACAAGGACGCAAAUCCAGUUGAUCCCUCGCCCACGGUGGGCAUCUUCAACGAUGGUACGGAGCUACGGAUAUCAACCAUACGCCACGAGGACAUUGGAGAAUACACUUGCAUUGCACGCAAUGGUGAGGGGCAAGUCUCCCAUACGGCCCGUGUUAUAAUUGCGGGUGGCGCUGUAAUAAUGGUGCCGCCCACCAACCAAACGAAACUCGAGGGCGAAAAAGUGAUAUUCUCAUGCGAGGCUAAGGCAAUGCCUGGCAAUGUCACAGUGCGCUGGUUUCGCGAGGGUUCUCCGGUGCGUGAGGUGGCUUCGCUGGAGACACGUGUCACCAUUCGCAAGGAUGGCUCACUUAUUAUCAACCCCAUCAGCGCCGACGACUCUGGCCAGUAUUUGUGCGAAGUGACCAACGGCAUUGGGGAUCCGCAAAGUGCUUCGGCCUACCUGAGUGUUGAAUAUCCUGCUAAAGUGACCUUCACGCCAACUGUGCAGUAUCUCCCCUUUCGCUUGGCCGGCGUUGUGCAGUGCUACAUCAAGUCGAAUCCGCAGCUGCAGUAUGUCACCUGGACCAAGGAUAAGCGUCUGCUGGAGCCCUAUCAGAUGAAGGACAUCGUGGUAAUGGCCAACGGUUCGCUGCUCUUCACGCGCGUCAACGAGGACCAUCAGGGACGAUACACGUGCACACCGUACAACGCACAGGGCACCCAGGGCGACUCGGGCGUGAUGGAAGUGUUGGUUCGCAAGCCUCCGGCGUUCACCGUCGAACCGGAAACGCUUUACCAACGCAAGGUCGGCGACAGCGUCGAGAUGCACUGCGACGCCGUCGAGGCGGAGGGCACAGAGCGUCCAACCAUCAAGUGGCAACGCCAGGAGGGCGAACAACUCUCCGACUCACAGCGCAAUCGGGUCAAAAUCUCUGGCGGCAACAUUACCAUCGAGAAUUUGCGCCGCGAUGACUUUGGGUACUAUCAGUGUGUGGUCUCCAAUGAGGUGGCCACCUUAAUGGCCGUCACCCAGCUGGUCAUCGAGGGCACGCAGCCGCAUGCGCCCUACAACAUCACGGGUAAGGCCACCGAGUCGUCGAUUACGCUGCAGUGGCUGCCCGGCUACAGCGGUGGCUCCGAGUACAAGCAGGACUACACGAUUUGGUAUCGCGAGGCGGGGGUCAACGACUGGCAGACGAUAUCGGUGACGCCGUCCGGCAGCACACAGGUAACCAUCAAUGGCUUGGCCUCCGGCACCAGCUAUGAGUUCCAGGUGGUGGGGCGCAACGUCCUCGGCGAUGGCAUGAUGAGCAAAGUGAUGACUGUGCGUACUCUGGAAGACGCUCCGGCAGCGCCACGUAAUGUCAAGGCUGCAACACAACCGCCCGAUCACUUAUUUCAGCCAAUGCCAGACGAAGCUGACCUUUUAGCCUAUUUUGACAUUUACUUUCAUACCGAUUCGAGAGGCAUGAUAGUUUAUUCGCCACCCAAGUUGAGAAUGCAAGGACCGAAGCCUGGACCACCGCGCAAUGUGUCCGUGACGGAAAUCUCGAAUGGCUUCCUCAUCACUUGGCAGUCGCCGUUGGAGCGCGCACACAUCGUCAAGUUCUAUACCAUUAAAUAUCGCACGGAUGCGGAAUGGAAGACGCUCAAUCGCGGCCAAAUACGACCGGAGGAGACGCAGUAUCUGGUGAAGAACUUGGUGGGCGGUCGCACCUACUAUUUCCGUGUGCUGGCCAACUCGGAGAAAUCCUUCGAGUCGAGCGAUGAGGUGAAAUUCCCGGUGCCGGCGCGUGUCAAACAUAAAGCUAUAACAGCCGGCGUCGUUGGGGGCAUCCUGUUUUUUAUUGUUGCGAUCAUUUUAUCGGUUUGUGCCGUAAAAAUUUGCAAUAAACGUAAACGACGAAAACAGGAAAAAGAGUUCAACAUGGUAGCUUGCAGGAUAACGGACGCUCGUAACAUUGCAGCCAAUAAUCAUCAUCAUUUGCACAAUCGUAGUACGGGCUCAAUUUCCUCUGGUCAAGUGCCUUUAAAAAAGUACAAACAAACCCGAAUAUCAAGUCUAACUGCCAUACUCAUCGCCAUACUGCACUGGAUUUGGCCACCCGAUCGCUGCACCAACUGUCAAUCCAUCUACAGCUCACCCAAUCUACCCGAAGACUGCGAUCCCGAUGCCAAGCGACGUUCGACACAAGAUGGAGCUAAGCCCGGCUACGAUCAGACCAUCCUGGAAAACAGCAUCGAUGUCGUCGACGGCGCAUUAUUUGAGAGAAGGAACAGCAAUGUGUCACAGAAAUCAUCCAGUGACGAUGGCGGCUUCCUCUCGCGUCGUAAUUUUAUCACAGCUCGUGCCUCCUGGCGGCGUCCACUCGUCGCGUCAUCCAGUCAGGUCAGCUUGCAGUCGGCAGCAGAUUCCGCGAGGGGUUUCCUCCAGGGUUUGGGUGGCUUGCUCAAGAUUGGCGGCGCUGUCAAGCAGCAGCAGCAGCAGUUCGAUGAGGCUGUAACUGGUGCACGCUAUCAAAAUGUGCUGCGUCCCUACAGCUCAAACUCGCACAACAUCUACAGGAACUUGCAACACAACACGGCCAACAGUGGACCAUUGCACAUCAACACGAUCAGCGGCAGUCUCGGCCAGCAGCUGCUCUCUCCCCCGCUGUACACACCGACUCGCGUCUCCCGCAUCUUCUCCAGCUCGCCAGCCAGCACGCCAGGCCAUCAUCAUCAUCAGCAUCAGCAUCAGCAUCAGCAUCAGCUGCUGUCUUAUAGCGGCGCAUAUCCAACGCAUCAUACGCACUUCAGCGAUCUCAGCACGGUGUAUCCCAACUCUGCGGAACGCUCGCUGCCCACAUCACAUCUCAGUGGCACCGGGAAUCUGAGUCGCUAUCGCUAUCACUCGCAAGAACUGCCCUCGCUGCGCACCAUUCAGGAGGAGACGCGUCGCCAGCAGCAGCCUCCUCAGCAUCCACUCGAGGAUCACUUUGUGCCGUUGCAGCUGCCGUCGCCGCCUUCGUGGCGCAAUUACUAUCAGACUCAGCUGCCAUAUCACAGCUAUCGACCGCGCACUCGCUGGUAUCCCCGCCACUACUCGAGACUCUUCAGUCGCCAGCAGCACGAACUGCUCUCGCCACUGCCCGACCUCAAUCUAUCCCUGCGAGGCACGGCCAAUGGCGCCAGAGUGGGACUGGAGGCGUCACCCGAGUCGCGAUCCAGCUCCAGUGGCUUUGGUUCCAAGAACACCUCCAAUCAUCCGGGCAGCACAAGCGAGUGGCGACUCUUGCCGCCCUAUAGGCCUCCUCCAUCGCCGCCCAAGCACUCAGCGUACUUUGGAGCCAGCGUUGCGGCGUCGGGUAAUCAGCAGGCGCAAGCACAGACCUUGGUGGCAGGCCAGUUGCAGCAACAGCCAUACCACUACUCCUAUCUGCAGCCAAGUCCGCCCUCGGCCGGCCUGACGCCACCCUACACCAUGGCCCAUUGGCUGGAAAUGAUCUCAAGACUGAACGCAGCCACGGACAGUAAUCUGCCCAAGGCAUGCCCCGCUGUGGAUGUGGGCAGCGUCGAUGGCCAUUACGAAUUCGAUCCUGCCACACCAACGCCAAGUGCCUCGACGCCAACGGGAGUCGGAGUCGGUGUCGGUGUCGGACUUCUUCGCGACGAUCUCAAUCUGCAUAUAGACACCCAUCACUAUCCUCAUCCCUACCAACAUCAACAUCAUCAUCAUCAGCAGCAGCAGCAACAGCAGCAACAACAACAACAUCACCAUGCAGCGACUUUGCCUUAUCACCACACUUUGGGGCCGUUGAGCGGCAGCUUGCUGCAUGCCUCAGCUGCCCGCAAGCUGCGCAGCCUGCCCCGCUAUGACAAUGUCGAGGCUCGCCUGCAGGCCAUGCGGGAAGAGUUCUAUGCAUAUCGGAAGCGUAAGGCCAUGCAACGAGUAGGCGGUCCCGAAAUCGAGAGCAUUUGCUGAACCGCAGUUGAGGCGACCGCAAAGCAUAUCCAACAGACAGUCAGACUUGAAUGCAGUAUGAGAAUGCGGCAGCAGUUUGAAUGUGCUAUCGAAGUCAACCGCAUAAACCAUAUGAUUAGAUGAUAUCGCAAUCAAUCGCAAUCCGGCAAUAAAAACAUACGAACAGUGCUUGCCCAUUUCAUAGAAGCAGUUGGAAGUACUUCGAGUAUGUGAAGCCAUUUAGGUGACCGCAAAAAGAAGCAAGUAAACAAUUAGUUGUGGAAUAUUCACGCUAGGCGAACAACACAAAAUGAUGACAAGAGAACAACAAAGAAGCGAAGAUAAUUUUUGUAAAUAUAAUAAAAUGAAAUGCACGAAUCGAAACACAGCAUUAUAAGAUGGCACGCAAAGAAAGGAAAGCAAAGCAAAGAAGCAAACUUUAAGCAUAAUAUUAAAACAAAACUAUAGCAAUUAUGAGGACAUAUUACUUAUAAAAACUCAAUAUAAUAUGUAAUUGAUAUUUGACACACAGUACGUGUAUGCAAAAUGAUUAUUAUUAUUAUUAUUUAUAAAAAACAAAACAACAAAAUUACAUAUUAGAUAUAUAUACAUAUAUAGGCGUAACGAAGCGAAACACAGAUUGAUAUGUUAAACAUCAAUUAAAAAGAAAUCCACAAGCGUAAGCGUACAUUAUGUUACAUUAACACUAACGUAAAUUAAUUAAUUAAUUAACGAAUUAAUACAAACAAAUGAUGAAGAUAUUCAAUAUAUAGAUGUUAAGUCCUUAGUUGUUAAACUUGAUAAGCAAAACAAAACGAAUGAGAAGUGUUGAAAUUGAAAAUGAAAUUUAAAUAAAAGCGAUAAAAACUCAGUAAAGCUAAAUAUAUAGACAAAUUGUUUCAAAUUAAAUUAUUUAAAUACAAAUGCAAAUGUGAAAAUCGUAAUUACCGAAAUUUAAUGAAAGUCUCACAAUAAAAUCAGUUAAACCAAAUAAUUACGUGAAAUACAUAUAACUGCUGCAUAUACAUAUGUUUACUGUUGAGCUACACACAAUUAACAACAAAAAAAGAUUAUUACGAGUAACUCCAAUGAUAUGUACAUUUAUUGAGAAUACAGAAAACAAAAACUCAAAUACUUUUUCCAGUGCCGAGUAUAGGAGCCCUCUUUCAAGCAAAUCCAUAAACACGCUCAACACAACCAACCAACCAACAAACCAAAAGAAAACAAAAACAAACAAAACAGGACACAAAUAAUGAUGAAACAAUACUGCGUUAGCGCUAAUUGACAUUUAUUAAACUUAUAAUAUUAAUUAAUAUAAAAAUUGAAGCUAAAAAACUAAAAACAAGAGCAAGCGAAACAGGAAUAGAAAUGGAGAAUUACUGGGCUAUAUGGCUAUGGAUAGGAUUGAUAUUUGAGUUGUACCCGUUGUGCAGGUCCUACAUAUGUAUAUAAAAGAAAAAACCAAUUCACAAGAAUGAUAUAAGUCUGUAGUAUAAUUCAACUGAGAGAUUUAAGUAUCAGAUUUUAUUAUAUACGAUUUCAAAUUGAUGCAUAUAGGAGUUAGUGUUUGGUAAAUUCUUCUUUAUAUCGCGACCCGAAACCCAAUUUCAGUUUUACUUAGGCGAGAGAUGUAAGAGAUGAGCAAAGAUGCUUGAUGAAUUUCAGUUUCAGUUAUUAUAUACUUAAUAACUUGUUAAUGAUAAACUUGUCUGAACAUCAAAUUGUACGGAAUGGUUUGACACAACUUGACGCCAAAACACUGCCAGAGCGCGAGAUGCAUGAGGACGACGUGUGUAUAACGUAUGUAAAUUACAACAUCAACAACAAAAAUAUAUAAUAAUAAUACCUAAUAUAAUAAUAAAAUUGAUAUACUAAAAAAUAAAUACCAAUUUAAGCAAAUCGUUGAGCAGCAAACAAAAACAAAAAGAAACAAAAAAAGAAAAACGAAAUGAAUUGAAAGUUAAUACAAACAAAAUAUUCAGAACAUGACACAAAUGAUCUCAAUAAUUUGUCUUGCCUUUUGUUUGCAUCAGACAAUUUCAUUUUGAUUAAUUUUAAAUAGUUCAAAUUAUAUAAACCAGCCCCUGAGCUGUCUGUGCUCUAAGCGCAGUAAAUAAGUGUUUUACUAUAUUCCAGAAGUGAGAGAGAGAGUGUAAUAAAGUUUCACUGCAGUGUAGACGCUUCUCCAAAUGGUUUCUCAUUUGAUCAAACAGAAAUCGCAAUUGAAAUUCAAAUAUGUAAUUGAUAAUUGAUUGUUACUGCACAAAGUACUCGUAAUGCUGAUGGAGCUCGAUUAAUUGUAAAUGCUUACCAACAAUAUUAAAAGAAAGUUCAUUUUUCUAUUGAGUAGGCAAAGAUACAGAUACACACAAACACACAUACAUACACACACACAGACCCACACCUACACAUUACCACAUAAUCUGUCACAUAAUGUUAACUAGAACGCAAUUAAUGAAUUAAUUGAGCAUUAACGAAAAAUCCAAUUAAGCGAAAAUAAAAUAUAAAAACUUUAAAGAAAAACAAAAUUCAAAUGAAAAUGAAAAUAACAAUGAAAAUGAAAAGGAAGAAAGAAACCCAAAACAACAAUUACAGUAUGCGUAUUAAUGUACUUAUUAAAUUUUAAUUGAGAAUUGAGAAAUAAAUUGAAAGAUGCGAAAGAUG